AUGGUAUACUGCCAAAAUUUUUUCUCCAAGAGCUUGGAACCAAUAUCUGAUUAUCCUUAUUCUGUUAUUUUGAUAAAAUAUAUCUAUUUUUCUUCUUUCUUUGAUUUUCUCUCAUUUCUUUCACACCUUUUCUUUUUCCUUUUUCUUUUCAUUUGCUUCUUUGCUCUUUUUUUAUUUCCUUCUGAUUGCUUCCAUCUUUUUUAUAUUGAUAUCUUUUCCUCUCCUUCCAUUUCUCUCAUCAGUCUCUCUCUUAUCCCGACUCCUUUCCCCUCUCUCUUAUCCCGACUCCUUUCCCCUCUCUCUUAUCCCGACUCCUUUCCCCUCUCUCUUAUCCCGACUCCUUUCCCCUCUCUCUUAUCCCGACUCCUUUCCCCUCUCUCUUAUCCCACUCUUGCUCUCUCUCCCACUCUCGCUCUCUCUCCCACUCUUGCUCUCUCUCCCACUCUUGCUCUCUCUCCCACUCUUGCUCUCUUUCCCACUCUUGCUCUCUCUAAUCACAUCCUCAUUUUUUCUCUUCUCUUACUUUUAUUCCCUCUCUUCUCUUUCUUGUUCCCUCUCUUUGCUUCCUCUUUUCUUCUCUUACCCUAUCUCACUCCCUCUCUCAUCCUACACCCUUCACUUACUCUCAUUUUCUUUCUCUUGUCUCACCCUCAUCUUUCUAUUCUCCUACUUUUGUUCUCUCUCUUGUCUCACACUCAUUCAUUCUCUUUGCCCACCCUAACUCAUUCUUCUUUUGUUUACUUUCUUUCCAUUUUCACAUGCCUAUUUUUUCAGCAAAAUCAAAAUAGCCACAAAAUGGCUUCUUUUGCUUUUCCCUAUCUUUUCAAUCUCAUUAUCUAUGUUUCUUUUUACUCAUACCUUUUUUAUUUCUUUUUCUCUUUCAAGUUAUGCAUACACACACAUAUGUACAGUUUUGUCCCCCUUUUAAUUGCCAUAUGUCUCUCUCUCUCUCUCUCUUCACAUUGUCUUUUUUUCCCCACUCCUAACCUAUCUUUCUGUAAGAAUGUCAACUUCCAUUUGCAUUCACUUUCUCUUCCAAACACAAUGCAUUUUCGUAAUCAUUUUCUUCUAUUCAGCUUUCAUCGCUUCCACUUUCAUGGUGGUUUUUUUUCUUCUCUAUUUUUUUUCUUUCAUCUUUUAUUUGGCAUUUAUUCACUCCUUCCCCACUCACCAUUUUCUUCUUUCUCAAAUAGCUUUUGUUUUUUAACUUCUUGUUUUUUCAUAUUUUUUUCUCAUCUCCUGCUUCUUUCAUUUUCUUUUCUUCUUUUUUCAGUUGAAACUUCUCUUAACAUUUUUCUAUCUUUUCUUCUUUCUCUCCCAGUUUCUCUUCUUUCUCUGUCACUCAUUCUCUUAUUUACUUUUAAUUAUUUCUUUUUUUUUAAUUCUUAUCUAAACCUUUUUUUCUAUUUUUUUGCUUCUUUCUUUUUUCUUCUUCAUUUUUUGUUGAAAUUUAUCUUAACAAUUUUCUAUCUUUUUCUUCUUUCUCCCUCAGUUUCUCUUUUACAGCUUACCUUCCUUUCCUUUAAAUUUUCCUCUUCCUUCCUUUAA
Molecule: messenger RNA, 1548 nt
Organism: Acanthosepion pharaonis
Lineage: Eukaryota; Metazoa; Mollusca; Cephalopoda; Sepiida; Sepiidae
Source: the annotation of a GenBank genome assembly